Molecule: messenger RNA, 2530 nt
Organism: Sebastes umbrosus (honeycomb rockfish)
Lineage: Eukaryota; Metazoa; Chordata; Actinopteri; Perciformes; Sebastidae
Product: aryl-hydrocarbon-interacting protein-like 1
Exons: 8
Coding region: 114-2351 (745 amino acids)
Molecular function (GO): protein binding; peptidyl-prolyl cis-trans isomerase activity
Source: RefSeq, a predicted model, not a curated record
UCUCUCCACUAUAGGCUAAUUAGAAAGCCAGAAGAACACAGACUCGAAGAGGAAGAAAUCUCCAAAAAACACAUAUAUUUUUUCUGUCUGGUGCUGCUCAAGGAAGAGUGACGAUGGAGGAGACGUACCUUGUCAACCAUCCAGGAGUCAGGAAGAAGAUCCUGGCAGGAGGAGCAGGACCGCUGCCACACUUUGCACCUGGGACAAAGCUGGUUUUCCAUUUCCAGACUCUGCUGGACGACUUUGAACGAACAGUCAUCGAUGACAGUCGACUGGCCGGCAGACCGUGUGAGAUCUUUUACGGAAAGAUGUUCAAGAUGGAGAUCUGGGAGACCCUGUUGGCGUCCAUGAGGAUUGGAGAGGUGGCUGAGUUCUGGUGUGAUGCCAUUCACACAGGCUUGUACCCCAUCGUGUCCAAGGGAAUGAGGCUAAUCGCUCAAGGGAAAGACCCACUGGAGGGCCAGAGACACAUGUGCGGCAUGGGAAACAUGUUCCACUAUCACUCCACCGGGUUCCCAGAGCUGGACGAGCUAAUGAGAACUCCUCAGCCACUUAUAUUUAUCAUGGAGCUGCUGCAGGUGGGAGACCCCAUGUCCUACCAAAGAGAGUCCUGGAUGAUGGAGAAGGAUGAGAAGCUGCAGAUGGUGCCAAUCCUCCACAUGCAGGGCAACGCGCUGGUCAAGCAGAGACAAUACAGAGAGGCUGCCAGCAAGUACAAAGAGGCCGUGCUGCUGCUGAGAACAGUCCAGUCCAGAGAGAUGCCGGGCGAUGUGGACUACAUUAAUUUGGGUCGGAUGAUCGUCCCCCUGGAGUUGAACUACUGCCAGUGUAUGCUGGAAGUGGAGGAGUAUUAUGAAGUUAUAGAGCACACCACCGAGCUGCUGGAGAAACACAAAGACUGUGUGAAGGGCUACUACAAGAGAGCCAAGGCCCACGCCGCCGUGUGGAAUGAGAAGGAAGCCCGGAGAGACUUCAACACGGUGGCCAACCUGGACGCCACUCUGGCCUGUCUUGUCGGUCGAGAGCUGAAGGCCCUGACAGACUGCAUGAGGGAAAAGUACUGGGAGGAGAAGGAGACAUACUGGAACAUGCUGGAGAAAAAGGAGAAUGGAGAAGACGAGGAGGAGGAGGAGGAGGAGGAGGAGGAGGAAGGUAAACAAGAAGACAGUGAAAGUGUGACCGCAGGGAGUAAAGAUGAAGUGGAGGGAGAGAAAGGUAAAGACGAACCUCCAUCCAUUCACUCUGCCGAAGAAGCCCAUAAAGAGGAGCUCGGGGGAAAUAAGUUUACACCAACUGAAGGAAGAGAUAACGAAGAGGAAGCGAGCUCUUCCGAGAUCAAUCAAAACGCCAGCGGUAAAGAAGAGGGGAAGGACUGGCAGCAGAUGUUACGACUGGUCAUGUUCCUGCAGAACGAAGGAAACUUCCUCGUUAAAGAAAACGAGUUUGAAGAGGCAUCUGCAAAGUUCACGGAGGCCAUCGGGUACGUGGACGUCCUCCAGAAUACGGUGGAUCAACAUGGCGAGGACUGGGACUCGCUUGACAAAGUGCGUCUCCCGCUGACCCUCAACCUCAGCCAGUGCAUGCUGGAGCUCAAACAACACGGCCGAGUGGUGGAGCUCAACGACGAGCUGCUGAAGAAGCACAGAGGUAACUUUAAGGCGGUGUAUCAGCGAGCACGAGCACACGCUGCUUUGUGCAACGAGUCCGAAGCUCGGAGGGACUUCGCUACGGUGGAGAAACUGGACCCAGCGUUCAAACCCUUCGUUCGCCAGGAGCUGAAAAAGAUGGGCGACAGGCUGCGUACCAUGCUCGCCCGCCAGAACAAGACCUACAGCGACACAACACAGGAGAAGUGGGGGCCUGGUGGGAGCAAGGCAAAGAGCGCAGCAGGAAAGAAGAAGAAUAAAGAAGAAAAAAAACCCGAAGCACAUAAGAAGAAGACAGAAGACAGUGAGACGGAAGACAAGGAAAGCUCACAGAAAGCCGCCCCUGCUGCGAGCGAGGGAGUGGAUGACGCAGGAACAGAGAGGGAUCCAGAUGUGAAAGCAGAGCGGAGUAAUAAAGAGCUAGAGAGUGGGAGAGAGACGAGCGGAGAGGGGUUAGAUAAUGAAAACACAGAGUGUGUCGUGGUUCAGGGUGCACCAGAUAAUCGAACGACAGAUAGAGAUAGCGAUCCCGCUGCGGCCAACGGCACAGGCACAGAUAGUGUAGCGAGCAAGAGAUCAGCGCGGGAUAAGGUCAGGAAGAAGGUCAAAUGCCAAUCAAGUUCUCCACUGGUCCCAAGCAGGAAAAGCCAAGGGGACAAAGCCGCCUGUGAUAAGACAGGAAACGCUGGCACUCAAUCAGAAUAGGGUUAAAGUUGUCGUGUGAAGACCCAAAACAACACUGAAGCUAAAUACACAUUAAACUAACAGCAAUAUGGAUGCAGAAAGAGAAACGACAAGCAAUAAACAGCCAAGUUUCAACAGGGAUUAUUGAUUCUGCCACAUACAAAUCCAAAUAUAAACACAAGGAGAAGAAUUCAUAUAAA